AUGGCUGGAAAUUCUAGAUUUCUGUGGAUUUCUUCAACUUUGUGGCUGCUCUAUAUUUGUUUCGCCGCGUCAAAUGCUACUCAGCGACACAAAGGGCCGGCCGAUGAGGAAAAGAGUAUCAUAGUUAAAAAGGUCAGGGAAAAUUUAUAAUUAUAUUAUAACGAAGUACCAGAUAUUAUCGAUAUUAACAUACAAUCUAUUAUUGCGUGUAUUAUCGUUCUUGCCUGAUCACUGAACGAUGAAAGGAGCAUCCUGUAUUUUGUAUGAGGGUAGAGUUAUUGGAAAUUAAGUUUAUUUUUACCUCGUCAAGGCAGCCAUUUUGAAACUAUACCUUUUAUCUAAUUAGCUAAGGAUUGUUUAUAUCUGAAGCAACAGCAUUUUAGUGUCCGUUUUCCUACAUAAGGAAAAACCAACAGAGAUAUAGAGCUUUUUCGAGAAAGGUUGUCGCAAAAAAUGUGCACGCGACCAUCCCGAAAGGUAAUAUGGGAUAUGAUCUUUACACUGUACCUAACGACUGUAGCUGUCGAACCUAUUUUUUUUUUGUUUUCCUUUAGUACUCGCAAACGUAAGUCCGUGGCCUCCCGUGCCAUUUUUUCAAAUUUCUUUGUAGAAGAGUGAACUAAAAACCACCCACAAUACCUUUCGGGAUUGUCGUGUGCACUUUUUCCGACAAGCUUUCUCGAAACAGCUGUAUAUUAUGAUCAUGACUAGGCGUGCUGCUCCAUUAUAUAAGCGCAGCGAAAUUGGAGUGGCUGAUUGUUAUUCUACCAUUUGUUUAGUACUUCUUUGUUGGAAACACGAACAAAAGUACAAUAAUUAGUACAUACGGCAAAAGGUAACUAUAUAUUUUAAAACUUACUGGCGGAUAAACGUCACGCUGAUAAUGUAUCAAGGGUGAAUUGGGCAGGAUGUCAUCAUCAUCAUCAUCAUCAUCAUCAUCAUCAUCAUCAUCAACAUCAUCAUGCUCAGAUCAUCAUCAUUAUCGUAAUAUCACUUGCUACCCAAUUAGUAAUUUUCACCCUAUAAAAAUUUGAAUACGACCUUUAAUUUUCGCCAAAACAAGUUCAAUUCUUCUAAUUACUCUCCGGGUUGUUCAAACGUUGGAUAGCGCUAACCACCGGAUAAAUCACCAUCCAGCGGAUCAGUCACUGUAUUACGGAAAUCAAUUACGCUAUCCGCCGAAUAGUGUUUUAUUCGGAGGAUAGUGCUGUCCAACGUUUGAACAACCAGGGCCUGGAGCUCAUUUACCCUAGUGACUCCGUUCCUUAUUAGUUUAGACGGGGCCUAAUCAGUCUGCAAAAGGUAGCGAGUGCAAAUUGUAAGAACCAUUUUCCACACAAUUACUGCAGAGUAACUCCCGGUUACUUAUGUAAUCAUAAGUAUAACAAAAUUCUCCGAUCUGAUUGGCUAUCAACUGCCCUGAUUUCAGCGUUAAUAGGACAAUUUAAUUGGACAGUUCGCGCCAUCACACACGCGCUUUAAUGGCAUUUUUUCACUGCUAGCAAAAAAAAAAUUGGAAUUUCUUCUGUUUUGAUUUAAAAAAGAGCCUUAUAUAUCACAAAUUUUAAAGAUUAAGUUAUGAAAGUUAUGAUUAAUUGGUAACAGAACUGAGUAGAGUCCAAUUCGGUCUGUAAUCAUACUCGUGAUUAACUAUCGGACUCCCGCUACGCGGUCUUCCGAUUUUGUUAAUCACUCGUAUGAUUACAGACCGAAUUGGACUCCACUCAGUUCUGUUACAAAUACUAAUAAUCUUAAUAACAUUUGAGAAAGCCUUUGCGGUUUUAAAGUAAAGCUUUUUCAAAUAAAGCGGAUGCAGUCAUCCAAGUAAGCCAAUCGCUGCUGGAAGCAAAUAGCUGUGUAUUUGGCUUUCCAAGAGAAGGAAACGCACAUUGGAUUAGAGAGAAGCCAAAGAAUAUUUCAGAAAGAGUAAAAAAUCAGAAUUAAAGUAAUUUCAAUUCUUUUCACAAUUUUAAAAGAAAAAUUAUUAAGUUUUAGCCAUUUGCAAACAAAUGCAUUGUUACAUGAUAUUCGUUUAUCUCUUUACAGAUGAUAGCACCAGGCUAUUAUUCUCAAGAAUGUAAUGCACAUAAGCGAUGCAAAGAUCCUGUUAAAUAUUGCCACAUGUUUUUGUGCGUAGACUGUUUAAAAGAAAACGUAGCCUGCACUCAGAAUGGUCAGUGUUGUCCUGGAUCAGAGUGUAUCUAUGGCCGCUGUAAGACUGGGGCUGCCGCUGGACAAGCAGGUAAGAUCGUUAAUUUCUUGGUCACGGAUCGGGUCGACAUGGUCAAUGAUGCAAAUUAUUGCAUUACUGAACUGAACAGACUGAGCUUUCGAUUCUUAUAAGUGAUUAAGUUGGUAGGCAGCGAAUUCAGAAAAGAAAGGAUGGGAAGAGAGGAGGAAGGAAGGAUGUAGAUUCGUAGAGAAAAAUCCAAAUUGUGGCCUAUGCGCAUGCGCCACUGCUUAAUUACAUCAAAUUAGCAGGAAAAUAUGCCUUUAGUGUCGCACAAUUCAUUUUUGCCAUUCCAUGCUACUUGGCUGAAAGUCUGUUCAACACUUAGGAGCAGUUAAAAAGUGAGGUUCAAAUGAAAAAGCUUUUUAAAUGUCCCACAUGGGUUAAAUCUGAAUCACUUUGUGCUGGUUUUUCAUUGCAGGAGCGUUUUGUGACAGACAAAGUGACUGUAAAGACCCAGAUCUUUGUUGUGUUCGCGAGGCUGCCAUUAACCCCGCCAUUUCGAUUUGUAAGCCCGCCUUAGAUGAACAUCAAACGUGUGGACCGUAUAAUCAGUACCGUACGCUCUACAUUGGUGGUACUGUGCAACCAGCCUGUGGUCCAUGCAAGCAAGGAUUAACGUGCAAACAAGUCGGGUAAGGAAACACCUGUAUAUGGUAAAAGUUUCACGUGCACAUAAACCAGUUAUAGUCUGCUUGCAGGCUCUGUAGCAAUUUGAUUUGUUGGCGGACCUAGGCGUCUCACUGUAUUUUACUUCUCACGUUACAUUUUAGGUUGUUUAUAUCUGCUUUACGUCUUAAAUUUCUCUUUUCUUAAUUUACCAAGGAAAAAAAUUUAAUCUAAAAAUUAUGAAGUUAUGCAAUUAUAAGGCGAAAGACUUCAGCCUUUGUAAUUGAGGUCAUUAUAUUUAUGUCAUAGGCGGGAUUUAAGAUUCCUUGCGCGCAUUGACCCUUUGAUAGAAAGGUCCAAGGACUUGUGCUCGGAUUAUAGAUUUAAGAGGAAGUUAGUGAAAUUGGUGAAAUAUUAAUCUCCUACACAGUCUUGCUUUGUGUCCUGGAGAGAGGCAUAUAGAAUGAAGACUUAAAGAACGUCCACGUAAGGGGACUGGUGGUGCCUGUGUUGAACUCUGGGAUAAAUGUUUUGUUUUAUUUAACUUUUCAGGAUAUUUGGCGUCCACCAAGUUUGUCUUCCAGAAUCAACCCCUUCCGUAGGAAAGAAGUAAAAAGUCACCAUCGAACUUUGCUUUAAGGAUGAGAAGUUCAAGAACAUUUAACUCAAAGUUAAGCCAGUAAUAAAGAGCUCAAAAUUGUGCGAGAAAUCCGAUGUUUGCUUGCCGAGAAAAAAUAGUUGUCACUGAAUCAGUGCCAAUCGACGGUGUGCAGCAUUCAGUAUAUAUUUAUUAACAAAUCAAUUUUGAUGUUUUAAGUGAUUAUUUGUGGUCAUGAAUCAGUUAUUCCUUGCUUUAUCCGUAAUUCGUAUCUUUUAGAAAUACUUCGAAGCAUUUA
Molecule: messenger RNA, 3735 nt
Organism: Porites evermanni
Lineage: Eukaryota; Metazoa; Cnidaria; Anthozoa; Scleractinia; Poritidae
Source: the annotation of a GenBank genome assembly